Cuscuta campestris is the source of this 1921-nucleotide messenger RNA. Lineage: Eukaryota; Viridiplantae; Streptophyta; Magnoliopsida; Solanales; Convolvulaceae. The record is from the annotation of a GenBank genome assembly.
CCAGCAUUUUGACCAUCUUCCUUCCUUUCAGAAUUCGAAAUGAUUGUUGUUUAGCUAUCAGCAAAGUCGGGUUUCUCAGAAGCCGAGAAGCUCUGAUCUCCCCAAUAGAAUCACAAAUAGAUGACCCGCGAGUGUAAAAUUAGGGUUCCUGCUCUGAAUUCAGGAACACAGCCAUGAUUUCUGCACUGGUUUCCAAUGGAAACCCUACAUUCACCAGAAACCCAGGAAUCCGGAGCGGAGAAAAGGUCUAUUCUUGGUUCAAUCACAACUCCGUUUCUUGCUCUCGGAACCAGAAACAGUUAUCCAAGAACGCGAAUCUCAAGAGCUGGAGGUCCAGAGUUUCCAGCACAGAGGAGGAGAGUCAUGGCAGAGCAGAGAUGGCGGUUUUGUGUGGGUUCGGGUAUUGGGUUCAAGGGUUCAGGCUAUUUCCAUGGUUGGCUUUGAACUUCCACAUGGCUCAUGGAAUGAAAAUGCACCCUUCAACUCUGCAGUUUGUGCAGAACUCUGGUAAUCUCCCAUUUGUUGCCAAGCCUCUCUAUGGAAUCUUGUCUGAUGCCCUCUAUAUUGGCGGUGCUCACCGGUUGCCAUACAUUUCAAUCGGAGUUUUCCUCCAGGCUUUGGCUUGGGGUAAACUAGCUCUGGUUUCGGCUGCUAGUGAAGGGUAUCUGGGUAUUAUGCUGUGCGUUCUUUUAAGCAACCUUGGAGCUUCCAUUACAGAAGUUGCUAAGGAUGCCCUAGUGGCAGAAUAUGGUCAGAAAAACAGAAUGACCGGUCUUCAAUAUUAUGCGUUCAUGGCUUCCGCUGCUGGUGGGAUAUUUGCUAACUCUCUUGGUGGAUAUAUCUUGCUGAAAACAAAGCAACCUAAAUUCAUGUUUCUAAUCUUUUCCGUUUUGCUCGCGGUCCAAUUAGCAUUGUCUUUGACAGUAAGGGAGGAAUCCCUUGGUUUGCCUCAACCAUCAAACUAUGCUCCUCCCGUAAGGAAAUCAAUCCUGGGUAAAUUUGUAAAACAGUACUCUGACCUUAUGGUUUGCAUUAGAGAAGAAAGAAUAUAUCGCCCUCUUAUUUGGUUUGUGGCAUCAAUUGUUGCUGUCCCUGUUCUAUCGGGUUCUAUCUUCUGCUAUCAAACACAGUGUCUUAAUUUGAACCCAUCAACCAUUGGGAUGGCAAAAGUGACAGGCCAGUUGGUGCUUCUCUCCAUCACUGUCCUCUACGAAAGGAUUUGGAAAGAUAUCCCAAUCAGAAAAUCUGGUGGCGUCAUUCAGAUUAUAUAUGCUGCCUCUCUUCUUCUUGAUUUUGUGCUUGCGAGACAAAUUAAUCUCAAGCUGGGAAUUUCCAACGAAACUUUCGUGCUUUGUUUUUCCGGUAUUUCUGAGAUCAUAGCAGCAUUCAAGCUUUUGCCAUUCUCUGUUCUUUUUGCAAGUUUAGCACCGUCAGGAUGUGAAGGAUCUCUCUUGUCUUUCUUAGCGUCGGCUUUCUAUCUCUCUUCAAUAGUUAGUGGGUACUUAGGCGUUGGAUUGGCGUCUUACCUUGGGAUAACAUCAGGUGAUUUCUCAAGUCUGCCUGUUGGUAUAAUAAUCCAAUUUAUUUUAGCAUUACUGCCGCUUGGAUUGCUCGACUUCUUGCCAAUUUCAGAGUCCUCAGCCAAAAAGGAAAGCUCAAGGUAGAUGUAUUAAAGGGCUGGAACAAAUAGGAGAGUGGGAAAAGAUAGAUAUUCUUGACUCUGUCUGUUUGAUAGACAAUAGGUUGAUCUGAAUCAGUCCAAUUCUUAAGACAAGUCUAGUUUGAUCAUUGCACAUUUUUGUUUGAGAUGAUAAGGUACACUUCUAAAAAUGAGUUUUUUUUGUGUGGAAGAAAUGUAGAUGAUGUUGAUCUUGGAUUACUAUUAUAUGUGCUUUUCAUUUAAAAAAUCGACAGCCUAAAU